UUUAAAAGCUGUGAUGGAGUAUAAAGUAUAAAAAGCAUUUAAUAAAAAUUAGUAAAUUACAAAUUGUGACCCUGGAAAAAAGACCCUUUUAAUCCGCUGAGGUAUAUUUGUAGCAAUAGCCAAAAAACAUUGUAUGGGUCAAAAUUACAGAUUUUUCUUUAUAGCCAAAAAAAGAUAUUAAAUUUCUUGCCGUAAAUAUAUUAAAAUGCAAACCGUACAUCAAUGGAAGGCUUAUUUAUUCAUCUUUCAGAUGAUGUAUAAAUCUUAAUUUUGAAAAAUGUACACUUAUGACUGGAAUUGUGGUCCUGCAUAACAGUUUCAAUCGAAAUAUUGCAUUUAGUUUAAAAAAAAUACAAUAUUACAGGAUCUGGGAAAAAAUGUUUUUUUUAUUUUUUCUUCAAUGUUUCCACAGUAGGGGGCGUCAUUUUCUUAAACAGGAACAUUCUGAUAUUGGCGUCCAAAGUGAACAUAACUUGAAUGGUUUUCUUUUUUUUGUUUUCUUAAUUAUUUUUCAUAUUUGCAGCCGUAGCAGACAUGCAUCCUCAAUAUUUGAGCUUUGGCGCUCCGGUGAGGAUGCAGGUUCGAGUACGGUCUGCAUCCCAUCCACAUUUCCAGCCUCUAACAACUGUUUUGUUUUUUAAAGAAAAUGCUUAAAAGCUCAUAAAAAAUUCCCUUUAAAGAUAGGAGAAAUUUGCUAACGCAACACUUUUUUUUUUAACCCAGUGAGAAGUUAAAAGUACGUUCAUGAAUGUCUUUUUAUUUCGAAUUCUUCAGAAACAGUCAGUUAAAAGUUUAAUUAUGCCUUUUUGACGAACCUAGAGAUUUUGUCGAAAUGGCUCCAUGUAUAGAAGCAGCACCCUGCCCUCAUCUCUCUAGCGACAACCACAUAAUGAAUGACCGCUCUCUCCGUCGCUCUCCGUCUCUGACUCCACCCAUCUGCAGCGUUGUAUAAGUAGCGUCCUGAUCUUUCUCCUCAGUAAUUCCUCUUCAGAUUCUCCCAGGAGUUUCGACCCCUGACCUCCGAAGGAUGGAUAACGCCACAUACAGCUACGUGAACGACUGCACUCCGCUCACCAACUGUAAAUCUGGCCGAAAGGCUGGCGGCUCUACGGUGGUCAACAUGAGUCACGUGGGCAAGAAGCCACCGAACGACUACCUGAUCUGGUCGCUCUGCAACACUCUUUACGUCAACUUCUGCUGCUUGGGAUUCAUGGCGCUGAUCUACUCCAUCAAGGCUCGAGAUCAGAAGACCUUGGGCGACAUGCGUGCCGCGCAGGAAUGCUCGGACAAAGCGAAGUGGUACAACAUUCUGGCAUCGGGCUGGAAUCUCCUGAUUCCUCUGCUGGUGUUGGGUCUACUGGUCCUGCUCCUGGUUCAUCUGGGGAGCUCAGAGGGAACGUUUGAUUUCUUCGGCGAAGACGGAUUCCAGAGCUUCAUGAAGCUCUUCAGCAGGUAGACAGAGCCACUCGAACAAUCCCACCACCAAAAACUCCUGCAAACCUUCUGGACUGUUCACCCUCUCUUCACUUCAUCAACAUGUUUUUUUUCUUUGGCUCUGUGAUGAUUUAUUAUUAUUUAGAUUUUUAGAAUUAAUGUCAAUGUAGUGUAUAUUAACUCAUAUCUACCCUGCGAUUCUAUUUUAUGAAGUAAAUUGGCUCAACUGUAUUUAAUAAAAUAUUUAAUUUCCUCAA
This is a messenger RNA of Puntigrus tetrazona (Sumatra barb), 1691 nucleotides long. RefSeq names its product interferon induced transmembrane protein 5 (gene ifitm5). NCBI's taxonomy places the organism in Eukaryota, Metazoa, Chordata, Actinopteri, Cypriniformes, Cyprinidae. The record is from RefSeq and is a predicted model, not a curated record. The coding region runs from base 1028 to 1456 and encodes 142 amino acids. Gene Ontology annotation, cellular component: plasma membrane. The transcript is spliced from 2 exons.